This is a messenger RNA of Metarhizium album ARSEF 1941, 996 nucleotides long. Its product is annotated as subtilisin-like protease PR1F. The transcript has a single exon. Lineage: Eukaryota; Fungi; Ascomycota; Sordariomycetes; Hypocreales; Clavicipitaceae. The record is from RefSeq and is a predicted model, not a curated record. Gene Ontology annotation, biological process: proteolysis. Bases 1 to 996 code for a protein of 331 amino acids. Gene Ontology annotation, molecular function: serine-type endopeptidase activity.
AUGAAAACCUCGCUCGUCCUCGCCGCGUCCUUCGGGCUGACUUUAGCCAAUCUGAGACCAAGGCCGCCCGGCAAGGUGGCAGUCCAGGACUGGGCGCCUUGGAACCUCCGCGCCGUCUCGCAUCGGUCGCCGCCGACGGCUCUCUGGCCAACCGCGUGGCGCAACUUCAAGUACAACUAUCGUGACUGGGCCGGCGACGAGACCUACUACGUCUACGUCAUGGACACGGGGAUCCGAACCACGCACCAGGAGCUCGAGGGUCGCGCCGAAAACCUGUUCACCUUGUUCAAAACCGCCGACGGGGAGGACGACUUUGAGGACCGGAGCGGCCACGGCACCCACGUCGCCGGAAUCGUCGCCUCCAAGGCGUACGGCGUGGCCAAGAAGGCUCGGGUGGUCUCUGUCAAGGUGCUCGACGAGUCCAAUACCGGGCUGACUUCCCAGAUGAUCAAGGGGUUCCACGCUGCCGUCAACGACAUCAUCAAAAAGGGCCGCUUCAACAAUGCCGUCGUCAACCUGUCCCUGGCGGGGCCCUGCUCCGCCGCCUGGAACGCGGCCGUCGACAGGGCCUUGAACCACCGCGACGGAUCCAAGCCGGGGGCCGUCUUGACCGUUGCCAGCGCCGGCAAUGAAAAGAUGAAUGCCGAGUCGUGCUCGCCCGCGUCGGCGAGCCGCGCCAUAACAGUCGGGUCCAUCCGGUCAGACUGGCGCAUGGCCCCCUCGUCCAACUUUGGAGCCAAGGUCAACAUUCUCGCUCCCGGGGCCAACAUCGUCUCGCUCUCGCACGAGAGCGACUCUGAAACGGCCACCAUGUCAGGUACCUCGAUGGCGGCGCCUCACGUUGCCGCCCUGGCUCUGAACGCCAUGUCCGUCUUCGGCAGAGCGAGCCAUCAAGUCCCGUUGUUCCUCCAGGAGACUUGCACAAAGGACAAGGUCAAAGGCGACCUUCGUGGCUCGCCCAACGCGCUCGUGAACAACAACACCAAGAAGCAGUGA